This is a messenger RNA of Scleropages formosus (Asian bonytongue), 2162 nucleotides long. Its product is annotated as peptidyl-prolyl cis-trans isomerase FKBP9-like. NCBI's taxonomy places the organism in Eukaryota, Metazoa, Chordata, Actinopteri, Osteoglossiformes, Osteoglossidae. Gene Ontology annotation, molecular function: peptidyl-prolyl cis-trans isomerase activity; calcium ion binding. The record is from RefSeq and is a predicted model, not a curated record. Bases 1 to 1701 code for a protein of 566 amino acids. The transcript is spliced from 10 exons. Gene Ontology annotation, cellular component: endoplasmic reticulum.
AUGCGAAAGGCUGCGCUCGCGACCCUCGCACUGUGUGUCCUCGCGACCCUCGUGGCCUGCAGUGUCCCCCGAUCGCCGCUGGAGGACGUGGUCGUUGAGAAGACCUUCAUUCCCGAGCAGUGCGAGCGGAGCGUGAAGGAGGGCGACUUCGUCCGGUACCACUACCACGGCCGCUUCCCGGACGGCACGGGGUUCGACUCCAGCUAUGACCGCGGCUCCACCUACAACGUGUUUGUGGGCAAGAAGCAGCUGAUCGAGGGCAUGGACAAGGCCCUUCCGGGGAUGUGUGUGAACGAGCGGCGGCUGGUGAAGAUCCCACCCCACCUGGCCUACGGGAAGGAGGGAUACGGCGAUGUCAUUCCUCCGGACGCCGUCCUGCACUUUGACGUGCUUCUGCUGGACAUCUGGAACCCAGAGGACAAGGUCCAGGUCAAGACGUACCACAGGCCCGAGCGGUGCGGCCGGGAGGUGCGGGUGUCGGACUUCGUGCGGUACCACUACAACGGGACGCUGCUGGACGGGACCCUGUUCGACUCCAGUCACACGCGGCUCCGCACCUACGACACGUAUGUCGGCAUCGGCUGGCUCAUCGCCGGCAUGGACCAGGGGCUCCUGGGAAUGUGCGUGGGGGAGAAGCGAAUCAUCACGAUGCCGCCCUUCCUGGGUUAUGGAGAGAAUGGAGAUGGCAGCGACAUCCCGGGCCAGGCCUCCCUGGUGUUCGACGUGGUCCUGCUGGACCUCCACAACCCCAAGGACGGCAUCGCCGUCGAGAAGCAGCAGGUUCCCGAGAAGUGUCCCCGCAGGAGCAAGGCAGGCGACUACAUGAGGUACCACUACAACGGGACGCUGCUCGACGGCACGCCCUUCGACUCCAGCUACUCCCGCAACAGCACCUACAACACCUACAUUGGCAUGGGCUACCUCAUCGCAGGCAUGGACGAGGGUCUCCUGGGUGUGUGCAUUGGAGAGAGGAGGAGGGUUACCAUCCCACCCCAUCUGGCCUAUGGAGAGGAGGGCACAGGCACCACGGUCCCCGGCUCAGCGGUCCUCGUGUUUGACGUCCACGUGGUGGACUUCCACAACCCCUCGGACACGGUGCAGGUCGCCAUCAGCUUCAAACCGGAGGUCUGCGAGCCGCUCGCAAAGAAAGGUGACUUCGUCAAGUACCACUACAACGCCAGCCUGCUGGACGGCACCUUCAUCGACUCCACGCACCGCUACGGGAAGACCUACAACGUGGUUCUGGGUGCGGGCCAGGUGGUGCUGGGGAUGGAGAUGGGCCUGCAGGACAUGUGUGUGGGGGAGAAGCGCAGGCUGGUGGUCCCUCCCCACCUGGCGUACGGCGAGAGGGGCAUCGACGGGGAGGUCCCGGGGAGCGCCGUGCUGGUCUUCGACGUGGAGCUCGUCGACAUGGAGGAGGGGCUUCCUGAGGGAUACAUGUUCGUGUGGAACGAUGACGUCUCCCCCGACCUCUUUGUGGAGAUGGACAAGAAUAAAGACUCCCAGGUGGAGCCCUCGGAGUUCUCCGACUACAUCCUGCGCCAGGUGAACGAGGGCAAGGGCCGCCUGGCCCCCGGGUUCGACCGCCACAAGAUCAUCGAGAACAUGUUCGGCAACCAGGACCGCAACGGCGACGGUAAAAUCACGGAGGACGAGUUCCGGCUGAAGGCAGACGAGUCGGUGGACCACGACGAGCUCUAGGGGGCCCUUCCGCGCUUCCUGCCACGGCGCGGGUGCGAACACGCCUCCUUCCUGAGUACCAGACGUCAGGGCGACUGCAGUUUUAUUGUCACGCUACCGAUGUCCCUCGUUUCUUUUUAGUGUUUUUAUUAUUUUUAAUUAUUAUUCUUAGAAUUUUUUACGACGGUGUUGCUUCUUACUCUUGUUGGUGACGUCUCUGGGAUGGAAGCACAUCCCGUGCUGGUCACCCGUAAACCCAUUACUGCCUGGUGGAGAACAGAUGCACUGUUUUACACACUAACACUCAGUGAGGGGGGAGGGGGGGCAAGUGAAUGGAACAUUCUGGAACACUGUACACUUCAGCAGUUGGUCACACAACGUCCCUUCUGGGGCCUUUUAGGGACGUUACCUCGUGUGUCGGUCGGGCGGGGUUAGGCCCCGCGAGGGUGGUGUCGGGUACGGGGCGGGGGGGCUUUUCUACU